Prorocentrum cordatum is the source of this 2177-nucleotide messenger RNA. Lineage: Eukaryota; Dinophyceae; Prorocentrales; Prorocentraceae. The record is from the annotation of a GenBank genome assembly.
AGCCGAGCAGGCCCUCAAGCAGAGUCUCACCACGCAGCCGGUGGGAGACCGCCCGCAGGAGAAAGCGUAGCGGGCUGAUCCUCCCCCGCUCCAUUGGAGCGUCGGCCGCGCGCCCGCCAUGCCGCUGCGCCUUGCGCUGUCCCUCCUCGCGGCGGCGUUCGCCAGCGUGGCCUUCGGCGCGCGGGCCCCGGGCGUGACGCGCGCCUUCGAGCGGCAGCGGGCCUCGCCGCCGCUGACGCUGGAGCAGGCGCGGCGCGCCGCGGCGAGAGGCCGCCGACUGGAAGCCCCGGCGGAGGACGACCCCGUGGAGCAGGUGCACAUCAUGCCUGGGCUGUCCGGCGCGGUGACGGUGGUCUUCUUGUCCAGGGAGCGUGGCGUACCCAGCAGGGUCCUGUUCGGGUCCGCGGGGCGCCUCGACCGCAGCGCGGAGGGGAGAGUGCGGACGUACACCACACUGCAGUGCCCGGAGGGCGACUACCUGACCUCCCCACCGAUGGGCGCGCCGCCCAUGGCCCUCCAGGACCUGGCAGACGUGGUGAACACUUCGGCAUUCAGUCCAGAGGAGAGCGCGCAGUACCUUAGGCUAAACUCCGCGUCCGAGGCAUGGGGGGCGCUGCCCGAGGGCUGCGUCGACUACAAGAAUCCCCGUGGCUACUGGGUGUCCAAGUACAUUCACAGCGUCACGCUUCCCGACCUCGAGCCUGACACGGAGUACACCUACCGCCCAGCGGCCGGGACGCGCGAGUUCACCUUCAUGACGCCACCAUCGCCGGGCCACCAGAGCGGGCCGCUGCGUAUCGGGCUGAUGGCGGACAUUGGGAGCACGAACGUGAGCAAGGCCACCAUGGACGCGCUGCUCGGCCAGGAUCUCGACCUCCUCUUCGUGGCAGGCGACUACUCCUACGCGGACGGCUGGGCCGAGCUCUGGGACACCUUCGGGAUCCUCGCGGAGCCCUUGAUGUCCUCCGUGCCUCACGUGGGGGUGCCGGGCAACCACGAGAUCAGCUCGGGCCGGUACCAAGGGCGCGACUGGGAGAUGCGCUACCCCAUGCCCUUCGCCUCCGAUUCCCCGUGGUGGUACUCCUACGAGGUCGGCCUCGUGCACGUGGUGGGCCUCGCCGGCUCCUACGCCCCGACGGGCCCCGGCAGCCCUCAGAACGAGUUCCUCAAGGAGGACUUGGAGGCUGUGGACAGGACCCGCACUCCUUGGGUGGUCGUUCUGUUCCACACGCCCUGGUACAACAGCAACAGUUAUCACUACCUCGAGGGCUUCAACGCGCAGCAGGACCUCGAGGCCACCCUGUACCAGCACGGGGUGGACCUUGUGGUCAACGGGCACGUCCACUCGUACGAGAGGAGCCACCCCGUGUACAACGGCACCGCGGAUCCGUGCGGCAUCACGCACCUCGUCGUUGGUGACGCGGGGAACUACGAGGGGCCGUCCACGGGCGGCUGGCGCCAGCCCCAGCCGACCUGGAGCGCCUUCCGCGAGGCCAGCUUCGGGGCUGGCGUCCUGGUGGUCGAGAACAGCACGCACGCCUCCUGGCAGUGGCGCAGGGCCGCGUGCGCGACCGAGUCUGGCACCCGGGCCGGCGGCGACCCGCACUUCACCUGGACCGGCCCGGCGCCGCACGGGAACUGCACCACCGCCGGCGACAACUCCGCCCAGGCCUACGAGGCGUCCGACGAGGUCCUUCUCGUGAGGGACGCGCACGCCUGCCCCAACCGAGCGGGCUCCAGGCGGCUGCGCGUGGCCGCGCCGGGCCUCGUCAUCUGAGAGCCUAAUUAUGGGGGGGGGGGGCCCUCCGCGAGGCGUUUUUCCGGAGCGCGGGGCCCCGCUCCGCAGAGUUUUGCGCAGCCUUCCCGGCGCAGCCUUCCCGGCGCAGAAGUCGCAGGAGGCGCCAGGCGCGUUACAGUUUCGGGGAGGUAUCUCGGGCGCGUUACAGUUUCGGGGAGGCCUCGCAGUUGUUUUUUUCCGGGCAGGGGCGCCGGCAGGGCUCCUUACAGCAGAGCAGGCCGUCGGCCGUUUCCCCUUGUCGAAUGGGCCCUCCCGCUGCUGGCUCCCCGCCCUCUGCCGCGAAGCCGCAAAAGGGCGGCGGGUACAUUCAUCGGUCGUUUCGUGGAUCCUCAGGUCAGGAGGAGUUGUCAUUUCUACAGAGUAAGUAUGGUUGAUCUCU